Aedes albopictus (Asian tiger mosquito) is the source of this 4243-nucleotide messenger RNA. Its product is annotated as cytoplasmic dynein 1 light intermediate chain 1. Gene Ontology annotation, molecular function: dynein heavy chain binding. Gene Ontology annotation, biological process: microtubule-based movement; microtubule cytoskeleton organization. The transcript has 7 exons. Lineage: Eukaryota; Metazoa; Arthropoda; Insecta; Diptera; Culicidae. Gene Ontology annotation, cellular component: centrosome; cytoplasmic dynein complex. Bases 16 to 1443 code for a protein of 475 amino acids. The record is from RefSeq and is a predicted model, not a curated record.
AACACAAAUAUUUAAAUGGUUCUAUUUCUCUACUUCUACAGGUCAGCGAUUCUCAGCGAAGUACAAACACAGAGCAGUACCAAACUUCCCUCAAAUAAAUCAGUGCUCGUGCUGGGUGACAAUGCGAGCGGCAAAACGACACUGAUUGCAAAGCUGCAAGGCGUAGAGGAUCCCAAAAAGGGUUCCGGCCUUGAGUAUGCCUACAUAGACGUUCGGGACGAAUACCGAGAUGACGUCACCCGGCUCGGAGUGUGGAUACUGGAUGGCGAUCCCGGGCACACCAACCUGCUCAAGUACGCACUGAACGAAUCCAACUACGCACACACACUGGUUAUUCUGACGCUAUCGAUGACGACACCGUGGAGCUGGGUGGACCAGCUCGAGCACUGGAUCAAGAUGCUGGACGAUCACAUAGCGGGGCUGAAAAUUGAUCCGGAGGAACGACAACAGUGCCGCCAGAGGCUGGUAACGGUGUGGCAGAGCUAUUGCGACACGAUCGACGAACUGGACCCCGGGUCCCCCAUUAAGCGAACCAAUCGUCUCUCGUCGGUGGACGAUGACCUGGACGCGCUUCCCCUGCCCGAAGGUGUACUAACGACCAAUUUGGGCUUAGAUGUAGUAGUUGUUGUAACGAAAACCGACUAUAUGACCACCCUGGAGAAGGAGCUCGACUACCGGGAUGAGCACUUUGACUUCAUGCAGCAGUGGAUCCGUCGGUUCUGUCUGGUGUACGGGGCGUCACUGUUCUACACCAGCGUGAAGGAGGACAAAAACUGCGACCUGCUCUACAAAUACCUAACGCAUCGAAUCUACGGCUUACCGUUCCGUACACCGGCGCUCAUCGUCGAGAAGGAUGCCGUUCUAAUACCCGCUGGCUGGGACAAUAUGAAGAAAAUCAACAUAUUGUACGAAAACAUGCAAUCGUGUAAACCGGAUGAUUACUACAAUGAUAUUAUUGCACAACCGCCUUCAAGAAAGACUGUGUCCAAUCGCGAGAUUGAAGUUCAGACCGAGGAGGAGCAGGCAUUCCUCAGCCGGCAGUUGCAGCUGUUGCAGCAGGGCCAGACGCCGACGCGCGGCGAGUCGCCGAUGCGGUCGCAGAACAGUGCGGGCAAAACGUCCCCGCGGACACCCGGGUCGGCCGGUGCGCAAGGAUCUCCGAAAAAGGUCGACGGCAAGCUCAACCCAGGCACCCCCAGCGGCGAGGGCGUCCUGGCGAACUUCUUCAACUCGUUGCUGCAUAAAAAGUCCGGCUCGCCGGCGGCCGCGCCCAGUUUAGCGGGGGGUACCGGCGUAUCGCCGCGGGCGACCAACGGGGCCGGCGACGCACUAGUGACGGCCAGCGAGAAAAUUUCCAUGCGAACUGACGCUGCCAUGGAGUUGGACCGUUUGACGCGUAGCGUCAAGAAGGACCUCGACUUUCCAGCACAGACCGAUUGUUAAAUAGUGUAGAGUAAUGAGAAGGAAGAGGAAAAAACUGUGGCUACGAUAACGAACCACACCCACAUACAUGGCGGGCACACAUACAACACAGAGACAUGUUCACCCACCCCAAGCGGUGAUAUAACUCCUUCGAUCAGGGGGACGGGGAAAAUCUGUGCAGCGUCAUGCGUGAUACUUCGGCUUUGAUUGGCUUAAAAUAUCGCAGAAGAGUAGUGAGAUGUGGGAUGGGGUUACAGCAUGCAAGGAACGGGACGGGCAACGGAAUGGAACCAGGAUUGAAAUGUAACCAGGAAUGGAUGAAGGAGGAUGAGGAUGAUGAAUGGUAAGGUAUUGGUGAGACCAAGCUGGAGUGCGUGUCGAUUCUAUACUACUCUUUUUUGGGAUGGGCAAAAGCAACAUGUGUGUGUGAGUUUUGUGGCGAAAUUGCUUAUCGAAAACCACUUUUUAGUAGGUAAGAUAGAGCGAGAUUAAGUUGAUAGAGAAAGUUUAAUAAAACCAGCUGAAAAGAUAUAAUUGGAUGAAUGCGUCUCUUUCUGCUCCCGCGCUUUUUCUGAGUCGCUUCAGCUAUACAAGGUCAUACAUGGUCGGAGGCACAGACUUGGUCGGCUCUGGUAUAUUUCAGGAAAAAAAAAUAGCAAAUAGUUUUUGCCGAAUUUCCGUAGGAAAAAUGUUCUAAGAUCUAAGAGAGAUUGCUAGUAUCUCACAGAAACAUAAUGGGAAAACUCUCCAAGGCGUUUACCUAACUCCCGGCAGUUUAAAUUUUAGUAAAAGUUUUCCAAAAUGGAUUACAUUUGGACAUUUGAAAAUAUCUUUAUGGAAACUCGUCUCUACCCAAGUAAUACACUUGUCACAGAAGAGCCACGACAUCCCUUGGGAUUCUUUCAACGAUUCUGUAGAAAUACCACCAGGAAAUAGAUCCAGAUAUAUCCAUAGAAAUCUUACCAGAGAUGUCUGAAGGAUUUGUCCAAGAAACACUCAAUGCAAUACGACAGAAUAGUGUUCGUUCAUGGAUAGAGUUCUGCAAGAAUAUCUCUAUGAAUUCGUUUAAGAAUUUUUGAUGUAAUUCUACAUUUGGAACCUAUUCAUAAAUAGAAAAUAUUCCUUCAAAUAAUUAUCCUUUUUUUUCAUAAAAACUCCUUAUUAAUUCUUCUAAAGAUUCAUUUUUGAAGGUUUCCUCAAGAUUGCGCCUGGAAACUUGUUCUGAAACUCUUUAAGAGACUGUGUCAGGAAGUGUCAGGAAUGUCUCCAGAGAUUUCUGCUGGUAUCAGUCCUGUGAAAUGUCAACAUUUUCGGAAACGCUAUUUAUUCACGACUCCUUUCUAAAAGUAAUCUAUUACGAUUCAGUUUCACUAACCUAACAGUAAUUCAAAAAUAGUUUCCGAAAUACAUAUUCACGCAUGACUAUUUUCGCUUGGGGUUGUGAUAUUCAAAUGUCAAAGUCACGUGAAAUUUGUGAUAACUAACAGCACUGACUGACAUUCGUACAGCAGUCUUUCCUAGAGAUUUUUUUCGCGAAGAUUGCUCAAGAAAUUUCUGCGCUGUUGUUUUCUGGAGUUCCACCCCUGUAAUAAUUUCAUGUUUUAAUCCAUAGCGCGAAUCGAUCUUUUAUCAUAGCCGAUCAAGUGUAUUUGCAGAACUCAUCAUCAUAGUAGAUUUAUACCAUGUAGCGUCGAUCCGCGGACUGCAGAAAGAGUCAUAAGUACCCAUGAGAAAGAAUGCGUAACGCAAGUGAGAUAGAGAGAUAGAGUAAUACCCUACUAUUAAUUAAAGAUAAAAGAAAAAAAAACUAACUUAUAUCGAAUUGAUGAUAAUUUGCAGCUUAGAGAUGGUUAAAUAAUUAAAACAUAACUUAUAGAACAAAAAAAAACAUUUACCCAUUAUAAUUCCUCAUUGAACAAAAUCAAAAAAAAAGAACAGAAGAAAGAUAAUGCAAAUCAAGCUAACCGCAAAAAGAGCGUCUUUCCUAAUUUUGUCCAUUUGUUGUGUUAUCGAAAUACGUUGCAAUCCAGAAAUGGACAGAAUCUUUUUUGUAAUAAUCCGUUUCACACUUUUAUGCUUUUUAAGUUUUGAGUUCCUUAUUUUUCGUCCCGAAACUGAAAUCGUACUGUAAACCAACAUCCUGUUUUUAUGAAACAAGCUGUUUUCCACGCGUGUCCCAGUAUCGGUUUUAAAUAGGAAGUAGGAAAAGUGUAGUUGGGAGAAACCGAUAAUGUGCAGUAUUCAUAAAUGUUACUCCGAAGAGCAUCGUGUGAAGAAUCCGCCUCUUUUGCACUGUCCAUUAUUGUUUAACAGCUGAUUGCCGGCUUGGUUUUGUUGUAAAAAUUUCCAAUUAGCUGAAAGAUGAAGUUUCGUUAGUUCGUAUGUUAGUUUAGAGCAAAGAGUGAUUUUUAUCGAUUUUUUGUUGACCGCAAAAAAUGUGUUUAUAGAAGAUUUGUGCGUUUCUGGAGCCGAGCAAGCGAUCAUACCAAUUGUUCUUAUUUAUGCAAAUUUAUAACUUAGAGGAAUACAACAUUAUAUCGCGACGCCGGUCUAGAGCGUAGCUGCCAACCGAUAUCGAACGGGGAACGCUGCUACCUAAUACCUAACUCACAACAGACGCAGCACAUGGAACACAACGGUUUUCCUGAUAGGAAAAUCUAAUAUAUCUGUAGCAAACACAUACUAACCUAAUACUGACAUUCUCAAGUGCAUCGAGAACAGCGCCGCAGGAAGAGAGGGAACCAAUUUGGUCUUAUACUGUGAAGAAUAAAAUCAAGACACUGCUAGGGUAGUGUAAAAUGAAUUAUUGCAAAAAAGGGAA